Megalobrama amblycephala (Wuchang bream) is the source of this 1665-nucleotide messenger RNA. It is a transcript of the gene miip, whose product is annotated as migration and invasion inhibitory protein. The record is from RefSeq and is a predicted model, not a curated record. Bases 239 to 1441 code for a protein of 400 amino acids. NCBI's taxonomy places the organism in Eukaryota, Metazoa, Chordata, Actinopteri, Cypriniformes, Xenocyprididae. Gene Ontology annotation, biological process: negative regulation of cell migration; negative regulation of G2/M transition of mitotic cell cycle. The transcript has 9 exons.
UGGGAAAUGUCCGGAGCCAAUCACUGUUUUCCGUGUACUGUUUGAGUUUGACCGUUUUACGCUUGUGGGGGACGUUUAGAAUCUCUUAUUAUUUUAUUUUAAUCAUAUUUCACACAACAUGCUUAAAUAAACUAAUAUUUAGUUACCGACGAUGUAAACGUGCCCAAUGGUGUGUGUUUAAUUUGUUCCACGCCUGAUUCGCGCGCUGGGGUUUUUAACCCGUUGCUAUGGCGACGGAAUGGCCGCGCUCGAGCAGAUCGACGCUUUGCGAAAGCAGAACAAAGAUUUACUGAAGAACCUCAAGAAACAAAGCGAAAAACUGCAUCAACUGACUCUCUCGUGGCCGGAGGAGAAAGAUAAAAGUCACCGCUCUGAAUACAAAGCGUUUACCGUCGGGAGUGUCUUUUUAACGGAGAGAAACGGAGCAGAGCCGUUGCCUUCUUCACCAACAGCACUGAAAACCAUCAAAAUAUCCGAUGAACAAGUUUCUGAACAUUGUGAAGACCCCACACCAGACCAACAUAAACCCAAACACAAGCCAAGUUCAGAAGUGACCAAAUACAGCACACUCCUGCAAGACUCGGACAACAGACGCUGGAAGGGACGGAGCAGAUCUGUGAGGCUCAUGCUGCCCAAAUCUGCUCCUCUCACAGCGGAUAGUGACCAGAGAGAGACUGACAGCGCAACGACUGAUGGGCUGGAGGAUACUGUACCAGAGAGACACAUACAGCCUUUACUGGGCUAUGAUUGGAUAGCAGGCCUGCUGGACGCUGAGAGCUCUCUUGCUGAUCGUUCGGAGCAGUUCUUUAGCGAGCUCCGCAGCUUCCGUCAGGUCAACCGAGACGAGUGCGUCCACAACUUGUUAUAUGGAUUUCCAUCUGUUGCUGAUCUUGCAUCUUCCACACUUGAUGGCGAAGAGCCGCAGCCACCUGCAGACACACAUCAGUGCACGUUCUGCUACAGAAUAAACAGUCGACUGUUUGCGGUUCCGCUGGACGCACAGGCCGCCUGUCCAGUGUGUAAGAUGCCUAAAUCUGAACACCCUCAUACUGAAAAAGAGCCUGCUUUAAUCAGGGUCAGUAUUCCUCGCUCAACACUGCUGCCAGCACACCGAUACAAAGCCCAUCGUCGCUGCAGUUUUGAUUCCUCUGAUAGUCUGAGUUUGCCCUCACACUGUUUGUCGGGGUGGUCCAAUCCCACGCUGAACUCUGGCUCUCAGAUGAGCAGUCUGGACCUGCGGGGCUCCGUGACAAAACCAGCGGCCACGAGAGGCUCAUUCUCAUCCUGGUUUGACAAUAAACUGGAUUCAUCUCUGCCCAAUGCAUCAAGACAACGGCAUUCUGACCAGCUUCAAAACGUGUCUCGUUUGCCACGGUAUGCCUUUCAGCAUUUAGACCCAAAGAGGCCAGAACCCCACAGCCGCUCUUACACGCUUUACUGAUGUCACUGAAGAAGUUGCGUUCAAAAUGAAGCAACACGAACGUGUCACCGUCCACUGGAUUUUCUGAAAUGAGUGCUUGUUUAAAAGUAACAUUUUUUUGUAUGUGUAAUAAUGAACAAACAUAAACCAUUUGUAUGAAUCACUUCUGUUUCAUGGUGGUGAUGUUUGCUUUUUUUGUCCAUAUAAAUAAAUGAAAUGUAACAGUCAUUUCUGUUCUCAAAGCA